AUGGAACAAUCCAGUAGUAGUACACUAGUGAAAGCUUUGUUGAAGAACAAGAAGAAUCCGAGACUAGCAUGGAGACUGUACAAGAGGAUCUUCUCUUCUCCUUCACAAGAGAGCCACGUCACAUCUCUAUCCGCAUCACCCACCAUCGCUCGUAUCCUCGUCCAAGCCCGAAUGCAAGAAGAGAUGGACGAGCUUCACAGUCUAAUCCUCUCCUCGUCACUCCAAAACGCGAAAGCUUCACCCUUACUCUCCGUCGUAUCAAUCUUCGCGAAAUCAAAUCACAUCGACAAGGCGUUCUCUCAAUUCCAGUUCGUCCGGUCGCGUUUCCCUGAGAAGGGUCCCGGAAUCUAUUUGUACAACGUGUUGCUUGAAGGUUGCAUCAAAGAGAGGCGUGUAGAUUUCGUUUCGUGGUUGUAUAAGGAUAUGGUGCUCUCUCGGAUUGCUCCACACACUUAUACCUUCAAUUUAUUCAUCCGUGCUUUGUGUGAUUCAAGUUGUGUUGACGCUGCACGUGAGUUGUUCGACGAAAUGCCUGAGAAAGGUUGUAACCCAAAUGAGUUUACUUUCGGGAUCUUGGUUCGUGGGUAUUGUAGAGUUGGCAUGCCUGAUAAAGGACUUGAGUUGUUGAAUUUAAUGGAGGGUUUUGGGGUUUCGCCUAAUAAAGUCGUGUAUAAUACCAUUGUUUCAAGUUUCUGUACACGAGGUAGGAACGAUGAUUCUGAGAAGCUAGUGGAGAAGAUGCGAGGGGAAGGUUUGGUUCCUGACAUUGUAACUUUUAAUGCUAGGAUAUCGGCGCUUUGUAAGGAAGGAAAAGUUCUUGACGCCUCUAGGAUUUUCAGGGAUAUGGAGCUAGAUGAGUUUCUGGGUCUUCCUCGUCCAAAUAGGAUAACGUACAACUUGAUGCUGAAAGGAUUCUGCAAGGUAGGGAUGCUGGAGGAAGCUAAGACCCUCUUUGAGUUGAUUAGAGAAAAUUAUGAUCUUUGUGGUUUGCCGAGUUACAAUAUUUGGUUGCAGGGAUUGGUCAGACAUGGGAAGUUUAUAGAGGCUGAAACAGUCCUUAAGCAGAUGAUUGAUAAGGGAAUAUGGCCAAGCAUAUACUCUUAUAAUAUUUUGAUGGAUGGAUUAUGCAAAUUGGGCAUGCUAUCUGAUGCAAAUGCUAUCGUUGGCUUAAUGAAAAGAAAUGGUGUCUCCCCAGAUUCGGUAACUUAUGCAUGUCUUCUACAUGGUUAUUGCAGUGUUGGGAAAGUCGACGCAGCUAAAAGCCUAUUGCAGGAGAUGAUGAGGAAUAAUUGCUUACCAAAUGCUUAUACUUGUAAUAUUUUGCUUCAUAGGCUUUGGAAGAUGGGGAGAAUGUCUGAAGCAGAAGAGUUGCUGCGAAAGAUGAAUGAAAAAGGUUAUGGUCUAGAUACUGUUACUUGUAACAUUAUAGUUGAUGGGCUCUGUGGAAGUGGCGAAUUAGAUAAAGCUAUUGCGAUUGUUAAGGGAAUGCGGGUGCAUGGAAGUGCUGCUCUUGGUAGAUUAGGAAAUUCAUAUGUUGGGCUGGUGGAUGACAGCAUGAACGAGAACAAUUGCUUGCCUGACCUGAUCACGUAUUCAACCUUACUUAAUGGUUUCUGCAAAGCCGGAAGGUUCGCUGAAGCAAAGAAGUUGUUUUCUGAGAUGAUGGCACAGAAACUCCAACCGGACUCUGUGGCAUACAACAUUUUCAUCCAUCAUUUCUGCAAACAGGGGAAAAUAUCAUCUGCAUUUCGCGUUCUCAAAGACAUGGAGAAGAAAGGUUGUCAUAAGAGUCUAGAGACUUACAACUCACUGAUCCUGGGCUUAGGCAUACAAAAUCAGAUAUUUGAAAUUCACGGAUUGAUGGAUGAUAUGAAAGAAAAAGGCAUUUCUCCUAAUAUCUGCACCUACAAUACUGCAAUUAAGUAUCUUUGUGAGGGAGAAAAAGUUGAAGAUGCAACUACCCUCUUAGACGAAAUGAUGCAGAAAAACGUAACCCCAAAUGUCUUUUCCUUCAAAUAUUUAAUAGGAGCGUUCUGUAAGGUCCCGGACUUUGAUAUGGCUCAAGAAGUUUUCGAGACUGCUGUAAGUAUCUGUGGACAAAAGGAAGUCCUUUACAGCUUGAUGUUCAAUGAGUUGCUUGCUGCAAGGCAACUCUUAAAGGCCACAGAGUUGCUUGAAACUGUUUUAGAUAGAGGUUUUGAGUUGGGGGAUUUUCUAUAUAGAGAUCUUGUUGAGAGCUUAUGUAAGAAGGAUGAGCUAGAAGUAGCUAGUGGAAUUUUGCGUAGGAUGAUAGAUAAAGGAUACGGGUUUGACCCUGCUGCAUUGAUGCCUGUGAUAGAUGGCUUGGGUAAGAUGGGAAAUAAGAAAGAGGCAAAUGAAUUUGCUGAGAAGAUGAUGGAAAUGGCUUCAGUUGGUAAAGUAGCAAACAAAGUCGAUCCAAAUGCGAGGGAUUUGCACCAGAAAAAGCAAAAUAAAUACGGUGGAAAUAACUGGCAGAAUAUAUUGCACAGAGAUGACGGAAGUGGAAUUGCACUAAAAUCUCUGACAAGGGUGAAAAAAGGAUGGGGUCAGGGGGAUACAUCAAGCUUUCAGCCUCCGAGAGUUGAUUACUUAGAUUACUGGGAGGACGAUGUUUAGAGAUAUUGCAUGAAUCUGUCUUCUAUAUGAUUGGAAAGUUCAGAUGACGGUCAAGCUCAAAUUUCAGGUGCAGCUCAUCAAGGAUGCAAAGACGAGUUUUAGUUGACAGGUACACAGCUAAAGCCAGUAGAAGCAGGCAAGAUGAUAGAUUUGGACACAGAUAUGAUGUAAGAAAGACGUUUUCAAGGGUACUAAAAGUAAAUAUUGCAUCACAGAAAGUUGCCAGACCAAGCUGGUGGAGAAAAUGAGGAGAAGAGCCGCCCACUUUCAUAUUGAAUUUGAAGCCAACUUUGAAUUUCGGGUCAGAGGAACACAACCUACCUAAUUGGAAAAAUAUGUGAGGCUGCUACUAUUCUUGUGCUUUUUUAACAAUAGGUGGUACAAUAGGUGGUACAAAGCGACUAAGUAUGUUUUAACAAAAGAUCAUUUAAAAGUGGGUAGAUCAUAUUCAACAUAGUGAACUGCAUAUUCUACAAUCAUGUUACAUUCUUUUCAUGUUCCUCGGCUAUGAUCAACGAAAUCAAGGAUUAGAUAGUAAUACAACGAUCCUGAAACUAGAGAUUAAAUAAGUGAAAACACACAUAAUAAUUCACUCUGUAGUUGCUGAGCUUAUUAGACAAGAUAAACAAUGAUUGUACAGGCAUAAAAUACAAGUUUCUGUAUGCAACGCCUAUACACAAAAAUCUGCAGGCAAUGCAGGAAGUUACUACUGGCUACUGCCACUUGCAAAAUGGUCUUCAGGGCACUGGAAAUAUGUUUGCACAUGGAGAUUUCUAAACAGCUAGUAGAUUAGCACCAUCUUUCUGGGGCUUUGUAUGUUACAAACCUUGCUUCGAUUGUUUAUUAGGAUGGACAAGAGCUACCAAAAGAACCUCCCAGUUUAACUUGAAAAGGGUCGUGCAAACUUAUUUUAAUUGUUUGGCUCUG
Messenger RNA from Eruca vesicaria subsp. sativa (arugula), 3564 nucleotides. NCBI's taxonomy places the organism in Eukaryota, Viridiplantae, Streptophyta, Magnoliopsida, Brassicales, Brassicaceae. The record is from the annotation of a GenBank genome assembly.